AUGGAUUUGCAGAUGACCACAAUUCGACCUUUCGACGUAAUGGAUAUGCUGAAAUUCAACAAUGUGAACCUGGAUAGUAUGACUGAAACGUAUGGAUUCAACUUUUACUUGUACUAUCUUGUCAACUGGCCGGAGUACUACCAAGUGGCAGAGCACCCUAAUGGGCAAAUUAUGGGAUACAUUAUGGGUAAAGCUGAAGGACGAGAUGAGAACUGGCAUGGUCACGUUACAGCACUUUCGGUUGCGCCAGAUUAUCGUCGCCUUGGUCUUGGUGCUCGUAUGAUGCACACGCUUGAGCAUAUUUCUGAAAUGAAGAAGGCCUUACUUUGUGGACCUGUUUGUUCGUGUUUCGAAUCACGUAGCGAUUUCUAUGUAUAA
This is a messenger RNA of Ostertagia ostertagi, 378 nucleotides long. Lineage: Eukaryota; Metazoa; Nematoda; Chromadorea; Rhabditida; Trichostrongylidae. The record is from the annotation of a GenBank genome assembly.